Homo sapiens (human) is the source of this 2757-nucleotide messenger RNA. RefSeq names its product R-spondin 4 (gene RSPO4). Lineage: Eukaryota; Metazoa; Chordata; Mammalia; Primates; Hominidae. The coding region runs from base 148 to 852 and encodes 234 amino acids. The transcript is spliced from 5 exons. The record is from RefSeq and is marked reviewed. Gene Ontology annotation, cellular component: extracellular region; non-collagenous component of basement membrane.
AGACCUGGCGGCCGGACCGACCCGCGCCUGGCGGAUGCGCCCGGCGCGCCCACAGCAGCCCCCGCGCCCGCCGUGCCGCCGCCGGGACGUGGGGCCCUUGGGCCGUCGGGCCGCCUGGGGAGCGCCAGCCCGGAUCCGGCUGCCCAGAUGCGGGCGCCACUCUGCCUGCUCCUGCUCGUCGCCCACGCCGUGGACAUGCUCGCCCUGAACCGAAGGAAGAAGCAAGUGGGCACUGGCCUGGGGGGCAACUGCACAGGCUGUAUCAUCUGCUCAGAGGAGAACGGCUGUUCCACCUGCCAGCAGAGGCUCUUCCUGUUCAUCCGCCGGGAAGGCAUCCGCCAGUACGGCAAGUGCCUGCACGACUGUCCCCCUGGGUACUUCGGCAUCCGCGGCCAGGAGGUCAACAGGUGCAAAAAAUGUGGGGCCACUUGUGAGAGCUGCUUCAGCCAGGACUUCUGCAUCCGGUGCAAGAGGCAGUUUUACUUGUACAAGGGGAAGUGUCUGCCCACCUGCCCGCCGGGCACUUUGGCCCACCAGAACACACGGGAGUGCCAGGGGGAGUGUGAACUGGGUCCCUGGGGCGGCUGGAGCCCCUGCACACACAAUGGAAAGACCUGCGGCUCGGCUUGGGGCCUGGAGAGCCGGGUACGAGAGGCUGGCCGGGCUGGGCAUGAGGAGGCAGCCACCUGCCAGGUGCUUUCUGAGUCAAGGAAAUGUCCCAUCCAGAGGCCCUGCCCAGGAGAGAGGAGCCCCGGCCAGAAGAAGGGCAGGAAGGACCGGCGCCCACGCAAGGACAGGAAGCUGGACCGCAGGCUGGACGUGAGGCCGCGCCAGCCCGGCCUGCAGCCCUGACCGCCGGCUCUCCCGACUCUCUGGUCCUAGUCCUCGGCCCCUGCACACCUCCUCCUGCUCCUUCUCCUCCUCUCCUCUUACUCUUUCUCCUCUGUCUUCUCCAUUUGUCCUCUCUUUCUUUCCACCCUUCUAUCAUUUUUCUGUCAGUCUACCUUCCCUUUCUUUUUCUUUUUUAUUUCCUUUAUUUCUUCCACCUCCAUUCUCCUCUCCUUUCUCCCUCCCUCCUUCCCUUCCUUCCUCUUCUUUCUCACUUAUCUUUUAUCUUUCCUUUUCUUUCUUCCUGUGUUUCUUCCUGUCCUUCACCGCAUCCUUCUCUCUCUCCCUCCUCUUGUCUCCCUCUCACACACACUUUAAGAGGGACCAUGAGCCUGUGCCCUCCCCUGCAGCUUUCUCUAUCUACAACUUAAAGAAAGCAAACAUCUUUUCCCAGGCCUUUCCCUGACCCCAUCUUUGCAGAGAAAGGGUUUCCAGAGGGCAAAGCUGGGACACAGCACAGGUGAAUCCUGAAGGCCCUGCUUCUGCUCUGGGGGAGGCUCCAGGACCCUGAGCUGUGAGCACCUGGUUCUCUGGACAGUCCCCAGAGGCCAUUUCCACAGCCUUCAGCCACCAGCCACCCCGAGGAGCUGGCUGGACAAGGCUCCAGGGCUUCCAGAGGCCUGGCUUGGACACCUCCCCCAGCUGGCCGUGGAGGGUCACAACCUGGCCUCUGGGUGGGCAGCCAGCCCUGGAGGGCAUCCUCUGCAAGCUGCCUGCCACCCUCAUCGGCACUCCCCCACAGGCCUCCCUCUCAUGGGUUCCAUGCCCCUUUUUCCCAAGCCGGAUCAGGUGAGCUGUCACUGCUGGGGGAUCCACCUGCCCAGCCCAGAAGAGGCCACUGAAACGGAAAGGAAAGCUGAGAUUAUCCAGCAGCUCUGUUCCCCACCUCAGCGCUUCCUGCCCAUGUGGGGAAACAGGUCUGAGAAGGAAGGGGCUUGCCCAGGGUCACACAGGAAGCCUUCAGGCUCUGCUUCUGCCUGAUGGCUCUGCUCAGCACAUUCACGGUGGAGAGGAGAAUUUGGGGGUCACUUGAGGGGGGAAAUGUAGGGAAUUGUGGGUGGGGAGCAAGGGAAGAUCCGUGCACUCGUCCACACCCACCACCACACUCGCUGACACCCACCCCCACACGCUGACACCCACCCCCACACUUGCCCACACCCAUCACCGCACUCGCCCACACCCACCACCACACUGCCCCACACCCACCACCACACUCCCCCACACCCACCACCACACUCGCCCACACCCACCACCAGUGACUUGAGCAUCUGUGCUUCGCUGUGACGCCCCUCGCCCUAGGCAGGAACGACGCUGGGAGGAGUCUCCAGGUCAGACCCAGCUUGGAAGCAAGUCUGUCCUCACUGCCUAUCCUUCUGCCAUCAUAACACCCCCUUCCUGCUCUGCUCCCCGGAAUCCUCAGAAACGGGAUUUGUAUUUGCCGUGACUGGUUGGCCUGAACACGUAGGGCUCCGUGACUGGGACAGGAAUGGGCAGGAGAAGCAAGAGUCGGAGCUCCAAGGGGCCCAGGGGUGGCCUGGGGAAGGAAGAUGGUCAGCAGGCUGGGGGAGAGGCUCUAGGUGAUGAAAUAUUACAUUCCCGACCCCAAGAGAGCACCCACCCUCAGACCUGCCCUCCACCUGGCAGCUGGGGAGCCCUGGCCUGAACCCCCCCCUCCCAGCAGGCCCACCCUCUCUCUGACUUCCCUGCUCUCACCUCCCCGAGAACAGCUAGAGCCCCCUCCUCCGCCUGGCCAGGCCACCAGCUUCUCUUCUGCAAACGUUUGUGCCUCUGAAAUGCUCCGUUGUUAUUGUUUCAAGACCCUAACUUUUUUUUAAAACUUUCUUAAUAAAGGGAAAAGAAACUUGUAAA